CGCUCGGGGGGCGCGGUGCCGGCGACCCGGGACAGUGCGCCUGCGCCGCCGCCGCCGCCACCGCCGCCGCCGCCGGUCUGUCCGCGCGAGGGGAGCCGCCACCGCCUCGGCCCGGCGCCCACCAUGGCGCAGAUCCUCCCCAUCCGCUUCCAGGAGCACUUCCAGCUCCAAAACCUGGGCAUCAAUCCUGCCAACAUCGGAUUCAGCACGCUGACCAUGGAAUCCGACAAGUUCAUAUGUGUCCGAGAGAAAGUGGGGGAGCAGGCACAGGUGGUGAUCGUUGACAUGCACGAGCCGACGGCGCCGAUCCGGCGGCCCAUCUCGGCAGACAGUGCCAUCAUGAACCCAGCCUCCAAGGUGAUAGCUCUGAAAGCCGGGAAGACGCUUCAGAUCUUUAACAUUGAGAUGAAAAGUAAAAUGAAGGCUCACACCAUGAGCGAAGAGGUGAUCUUCUGGAAGUGGAUCUCCGUGAACACCGUCGCCCUGGUGACCGAGACCGCAGUCUACCACUGGAGCAUGGAAGGGGACUCGCAGCCCACGAAGAUGUUCGACAGGCAUGCCAGCCUGGCGGGCUGCCAGAUGAUCCACUACCGUGCUGACGAGCACCACAAGUGGCUGCUGCUCAUCGGCAUCGCAGCCCAGCAAAACCGUGUGGUUGGGGCAAUGCAGCUCUAUUCUGUGGACAGGAAAGUCUCUCAACCCAUAGAAGGCCACGCCGCUGCUUUCGCAGAGUUCAAGAUUGAGGGCAAUGCCAAGCCUGCCACCCUUUUCUGCUUUGCUGUUCGCAGUCCUGCAGGAGGCAAGUUGCACAUAAUUGAAGUGGGACAGCCAGCGGCAGGAAACCAGCCUUUCGUGAAGAAAGCCGUGGAUGUGUUUUUCCCUCCGGAGGCACAGACUGAUUUCCCUGUGGCUAUGCAGAUUGGAGCUAAACACGGUGUCAUCUACUUGAUCACGAAGGCUGGCUAUCUUCACUUGUAUGACCUGGAGUCUGGCGUGUGCAUCUACAUGAACCGCAUCAGUGCUGACACGAUCUUUGUCACUGCUCCGCAUGAGCCGACCUCCGGAAUUAUCGGUGUUAAUAAAAAGGGACAGGUGCUGUCGGUGUGUGUCGAGGAGGAGAACAUUGUGAAUUAUGCAACCAGUGUGCUUCAGAAUCCGGACCUGGGUCUGCGUUUAGCUGUUCGUAGUAACCUGGCCGGGGCAGAGGAGCUGUUUGUGAGGAAGUUCAGUGCCCUGUUUGCACAGGGAAGCUAUGCUGAAGCCGCCCGUGUCGCCGCAUCUGCACCAAAGGGAAUUCUGCGUACCAGCGACACGGUGCGCAAGUUCCAGAGUAUUCCCGCCCAGCCCGGGCAGGCCUCUCCGCUGCUCCAGUACUUCGGAAUCCUGCUUGACCAGGGUCAGCUCAACAAACUGGAAUCCUUAGAACUCUGCCGCCCAGUUCUUCAGCAGGGACGCAAGCAGCUCCUGGAGAAGUGGCUGAAAGAAGAUAAGCUGGAAUGCUCAGAAGAGCUCGGAGACUUGGUCAAAGCCGCUGACCCCACGCUUGCCCUGAGUGUGUACCUUCGGGCAAAUGUGCCAAGCAAAGUCAUCCAGUGCUUUGCUGAAACAGGCCAAUUCCAGAAAAUUGUGCUCUAUGCUAAAAAGGUCGGGUAUAGCCCAGACUGGAUGUUUCUGCUGCGGAGCGUGAUGAGGGUCAGCCCAGAGCAGGGGCUGCAGUUUGCCCAGAUGCUCGUGCAAGACGCGGAGCCGUUGGCCAACAUGAACCAGAUUGUGGACAUUUUCAUGGAAAACAGCUUAAUUCAGCAGUGUACUUCCUUCUUGCUGGAUGCCUUGAAGAACAAUCAGCCAGCUGAGGGGCAUCUGCAGACGCGGCUGUUGGAGAUGAACCUGAUUCACGCACCCCAGGUUGCAGAUGCCAUCCUUGGAAAUCAGAUGUUUACGCAUUAUGAUCGGGCCCACAUUGGCCAGCUGUGUGAGAAGGCAGGCCUCCUGCAGCGGGCUCUGGAGCACUACACCGACCUCUAUGACAUCAAGAGGGCCGUGGUCCACACCCAUCUUCUCAAUCCAGAGUGGCUCGUCAACUUCUUUGGCUCCCUGUCUGUGGAGGAUUCCUUGGAGUGUCUGCGGGCCAUGCUGUCUGCAAACAUCAGACAGAACCUUCAGCUGUGCGUGCAGGUGGCCUCUAAGUACCACGAGCAGCUGGGCACGCAGGCCCUGGUGGAGCUCUUUGAAUCCUUCAAGAGUUACGAAGGCCUCUUCUACUUCCUGGGCUCGAUCGUGAACUUCAGCCAAGACCCAGACGUGCAUCUGAAAUACAUCCAGGCUGCCUGUAAGACGGGGCAGAUCAAGGAGGUGGAGAGGAUCUGCCGAGAGAGCAGCUGCUACAACCCGGAGCGGGUGAAGAACUUCCUGAAGGAGGCCAAGCUCACUGACCAGCUCCCCCUAAUCAUCGUGUGCGACCGCUUUGACUUUGUGCACGACCUGGUGCUGUACCUGUACCGCAACAACCUGCAGAAGUACAUUGAGAUCUACGUGCAGAAGGUCAACCCCAGCCGGAUCCCAGCCGUGGUUGGAGGGUUGCUGGACGUGGACUGCUCUGAGGAUGUCAUUAAGAACCUAAUCAUGGCAGUGAGGGGGCAGUUCUCCACCGAUGAGCUGGUGGCCGAAGUGGAGAAGAGGAACAGGCUCAAGUUGCUACUUCCCUGGCUGGAGUCCCGGAUCCAGGAGGGCUGUGAAGAGCCUGCCACCCACAACGCCCUGGCCAAAAUCUACAUCGACAGCAACAACAGCCCCGAACGCUUCUUGAGAGAGAACGCCUUCUAUGAUAGCAGCGUGGUGGGCCGCUACUGCGAGAAGCGGGACCCCCAUCUGGCCUGCGUGGCCUACGAACGGGGCCAGUGUGACCUUGACCUCAUCAAGGUUUGCAAUGAGAAUUCUCUGUUCAAAAGUGAGGCCCGCUAUCUGGUGCGCCGCAAGGACCCAGAACUCUGGGCUCACGUCCUGGAAGAGACCAACCCAUCUAGGAGACAGCUGAUCGACCAGGUGGUACAGACAGCCUUGUCAGAGACACAGGAUCCUGAGGAGGUCUCCGUCACUGUCAAGGCUUUUAUGACAGCCGACCUGCCCAAUGAGCUGAUCGAGCUGCUGGAGAAGAUUGUUCUGGACAACUCCAUCUUCAGUGAGCACAGGAACCUCCAGAACCUACUGAUCCUGACCGCCGUCAAGGCGGACCGCACGCGGGUCAUGGACUAUAUCAGUCGCCUGGACAACUACGACGCCCCAGACAUUGCCAGCAUCGCUGUGAGCAGUGGGCUCUACGAAGAGGCCUUCGCUAUCUUCCGCAAGUUUGACGUGAAUGCCUCCGCCAUCCAGGUCCUGAUCGAGCAUAUUGGCAACCUGGACCGCGCGUAUGAGUUUGCAGAGAAGUGCAAUGAGCCUGCCGUGUGGAGUCAGCUGGCCCGUGCCCAGCUCCACAAAGAACUGGUGAAGGAAGCUAUUGACUCCUUUAUCCGAGCAGAUGACCCUUCUUCCUACCUGGAGGUCGUCCAGGCAGCCAGCAGGAGCAACAACUGGGAAGAUCUAGUUAAAUUCCUGCAGAUGGCCAGGAAGAGGAGCCAUGAGUCGUAUGUAGAGACGGAGCUUAUUUUUGCCUUGGCUAAAACCAGCCGUCUGUCUGAGCUAGAAGAUUGUGUUAAUGGACCCAACAAUGCCAACAUCCAGCAGGUGGGAGACCGCUGUUACAAGGAGGGGAUGUAUGAGGCUGCCAAGCUGCUGUAUAGCAGUGUUUCUAACUUUGCCUGCCUGGCUUCCACCUUGGUCCACCUUGGUGAGUAUCAGGCCGCAGUGGACAGCAGCCGCAAGGCCAACAGCACCCGGACGUGGAAGGAGGUGUGCUUUGCCUGCGUGGACGGACAGGAAUUCCGUCUUGCACAGCUGUGUGGGCUGCACAUCGUCAUUCAUGCAGACGAGCUGGAGGACCUGAUACAAUAUUACCAGGAUCGCGGCUACUUUGAGGAGCUCAUCUCCCUGCUGGAGGCAGCUCUGGGCCUGGAGCGGGCCCACAUGGGCAUGUUCACGGAGCUGGCCAUCCUCUACUCCAAGUUCAAGCCGCAGAAGAUGCCAGAACACCUGGAGCUCUUCUGGUCCCGCGUCAACAUCCCCAAGGUGCUGAGGGCCGCGGAACAGGCGCACCUCUGGGCAGAGCUGGUGUUCCUGUACGACAAGUACGAAGAGUACGACAACGCCGUGCUCACCAUGAUCAGUCACCCCACAGAGGCCUGGAAAGAAGGUCAGUUCAAGGACGUCAUUGCCAAGGUGGCCAACGUGGAGCUGUACUACAAAGCCCUGCAGUUCUACUUGGAUUAUAAGCCCCUGCUCAUCAAUGACCUGCUGGUGGUGCUGUCGCCCCGGCUGGACCACACCCGCACCGUGGGUUUCUUUGCAAAGGUGGGCCAGUUGCCCCUGGUGAAGCCCUACCUGCGGUCAGUGCAGAGCCACAACAACAAGAGCGUGAAUGAGGCGCUCAACCAGCUGCUGACUGACGAGGAGGACUAUCAGGGCUUGAGGGCCUCUAUUGAUGCUUAUGACAACUUCGACAACAUUGGCCUGGCCCAGCGGCUGGAGAAGCACCAGCUGAUCGAGUUCCGGCGCAUCGCUGCCUGUCUGUACAAGGGCAGCAACCGCUGGGCCCAGAGCGUGGAGCUCUGCAAGAAGGACCACCUCUACAAGGACGCCAUGCAGCACGCGGCGGAGUCGCGGGACGCCGAGCUGGCCACAAAGCUGCUGCAGUGGUUCCUGGAGGAGGGCAGGCGGGAGUGCUUUGCAGCCUCCCUCUUCACCUGCUACGACCUGCUGCACCCGGACGUGGUGCUCGAGCUGGCCUGGAGGCACAACCUCAUGGACUUCGCCAUGCCCUACUUCAUCCAGGUGAUGAGGGAGUACCUGAGCAAGGUGGACAAACUGGAUGCCUGGGACAGUCUGCGCAAGCAAGAGGAGCGCAUGGUGGAGCCCGCCCCGCUUGUGCUGGAUUUUGAUGGGCAUGAAUGAGACCCAGCUGAUUGAGCUAUGCCAGCAGCUGAUGCUGACGGCAGGCCCCGCGGCCUCUCCUGCCCCCGCCAGCUUCCCCUAUGGAUACGCUGCCGCUCCUGCCUUCUCCCAGCCUCCCGUGUAUGGCUUCAGUGUGUAGCCAGUCGCACGUCGUUAACCUCUUCCAGGAGUGUCGCUUGGAAGCACAGAGGACCCUGAUGGGGGGCAAGGACACCUGGACAUUAUUUAUUUUUGUUGAGGCGCAUCCGGGAACCCAGGGGAGGCCAGGGCAGACUCCUGAGCGGCAGGCCAGCCAGCCCCGAGGCUCCGGACCUCUGCCUGCAGGCCCUCUGGCUGGAGCCCGGCACCCCCAGGGAGCUUCCUGGAGGCUAAGGGCGAGUCGCCCCCUUCACCGCCCCCUGCAGGCCGCUGUGCAGACCCACAUGGACACUCGGGUGGAGAUCGCAGGCCUCGCCACAGGGCUCUGGGCCUCCUGCCCGUCAAGAAUAUUAAAGCCGCUUUAUCAAGGCAAAA
Messenger RNA from Oryctolagus cuniculus (rabbit), 5559 nucleotides. RefSeq names its product clathrin heavy chain like 1 (gene CLTCL1). The record is from RefSeq and is a predicted model, not a curated record. Gene Ontology annotation, biological process: receptor-mediated endocytosis; intracellular protein transport. Gene Ontology annotation, cellular component: clathrin-coated endocytic vesicle; clathrin complex; extracellular exosome. Gene Ontology annotation, molecular function: clathrin light chain binding; structural molecule activity. Lineage: Eukaryota; Metazoa; Chordata; Mammalia; Lagomorpha; Leporidae.